This is a messenger RNA of Chlamydomonas reinhardtii, 1848 nucleotides long. RefSeq lists its product as uncharacterized. The record is from RefSeq and is a predicted model, not a curated record. Gene Ontology annotation, molecular function: protein-arginine N-methyltransferase activity. Bases 95 to 1573 code for a protein of 492 amino acids. The transcript has 12 exons. NCBI's taxonomy places the organism in Eukaryota, Viridiplantae, Chlorophyta, Chlorophyceae, Chlamydomonadales, Chlamydomonadaceae. Gene Ontology annotation, biological process: peptidyl-arginine methylation.
CAUAGUGAGCUGUACACUCGCUUGUCCUUGUUACAACUUCUGAACUUGUGAACUUGUGAAACUCAACUCAAUUUGCCUAGUUACCGCUGCAACAAUGAAUUUUGGAGGUAUUCUUUCACAGCGAAAGCUUUCUCCGGGCGCUCGUGUGGUCGAUGGUGCAGCGACGCCGGCGGUGCACUGGUUUGGCCAGUUCAUGACCGCGUCGAAGCCCGAGCGCAGGAAAUGUGACAUGGGUGGCGUGAGGACCGCUGCCUCAGCCUCCCAGGCGUCCACCUCUGGGUCUGGCACCAGCUCUUGGCUGCCAGAACGGCCUCGGCGUGUGGUGGUGCAGCGCGGCUUUCAGCCCUCCUCCAUCAACUGGGACCGUUGGGAGCUCAUCAUGUACGCCCGCAUGGAGGCCGUGGAGAAGGAGCGGUUGGCGGACGAGGGCGCGGAGUCGCAGGGCCAAGAUGGUGACACCGGGGCCGCUAGCACCAGCACCUCUGCAACCUUCUCUUCCUCUUCCUCUUCCUCCUUUUCGAGCCGCCUGGCGACAUCCGACCUGACGGCCGCGUACUUCAGGCGCUGGGACGAUCCCGCCGCACACCAGCCCGCGCUUCAGGACCGGUUGCUGAUGUCGGCCUGGCGCGAGGCGCUAGUGCCUGGCUCGCUGGAGGGAAAGACGGUUCUGGACGUGGGCUGUGGCCUGGGGCUGCUGUCGCUCCUGGCGGCCAAGGCGGGCGCGGCGCGGGUGAUCGCGGUGGAUGGCUCGGCAGGGGCGUGUGACAGCGCCCGGCGCAUCGUGCGUGCCAAUGGUCUGGACGACCGCAUCACGGUGGUACAUGGUGCCAUCGAGUCACUUGGCGAGCUGCCGGGCCUGGCGGCUGGUCAGCAGGUGGAUGUGGUGCUCAGCGGCUGGAUGGGCGCGGGGCUGCUGGCGGGCGGAAUGAUCAACGGUGUGGCGCACGCCGUCAAGACGUGGCUCAAGCCCGGCGGGAUGGUGCUGCCGGACCGUGUGUCGCUGUGGGCGGCGGCGCUGGAGGACAGGGACGCGCUGCUGGAGGCCAAGGAGUCAUGGAGCCGUGUGGCGGGCUUCGACCUGUCCGCGGCCCUGGCGCAGGCCAUCAAGCACCCACGUCGCGACGUGCUCACUCGCAAGUCGCAGCUGCUGUCGGCGCCGCAGCGUCUGGCUGAAUGGCGCACCGCCGACCUGGCACCUGACUCGGUGCUGGACGCAGCCACUGGAGCGUACGCCCGCUGCCCCAUCCAGCUGACGGCGGUGCGUGAGGAGCGGCUGUUUGGACUGGUGCUCUGGUGGGACGCCACGUGGGCACUGGGCGGCGCGCUGGAGGGCGAGGACAAGUCCCCAGUACGCUUCACCACCCACCCGCUGUCCUCCGCCUCGCACUACCAGCAGCUCAUGCUGGACUUCCCCAAGUCGGUCCGCCUGGCAGCUGACGACGUGGUGGGCGGCGAGUUGGUGCUGCGCCCCGGGUCCACCGACCCCCGGGACCUGGAGGUUAGCCUGGAGGUGGCGGCGGCGGGCACCGGCAUUGUCGGUAGCUACCGCAUUUCGCACCUGCCCACCGCGUAAUGGGUGGACAGGACGAGUUGCAGGGAUAGGAGCAGACGUAAAGUGAUGCUUUAGAUCCCGGGCAGGCGCUGCGUGUUGGUAUAGAAUGGCGCAGUCAAGGUUUCUGAAGGUGCAAUUAUCAGGGUUAUAUGUGCCAAAGGAACGAGCAAGGCAUGGGGACAGGGCGGAAGGACGACUGCUGUGUUCAGGCGUGUUGGGGCGGACGGGCGCCGUGUGCACACGAUGGGAGUGCUGACUGUGCGCGCCUUCGCGAUCAAUGUAAGUGCUAUCGCGUU